Messenger RNA from Populus euphratica (Euphrates poplar), 925 nucleotides. RefSeq lists its product as uncharacterized. The record is from RefSeq and is a predicted model, not a curated record. The transcript has 3 exons. Gene Ontology annotation, molecular function: metal ion binding. Lineage: Eukaryota; Viridiplantae; Streptophyta; Magnoliopsida; Malpighiales; Salicaceae. Bases 169 to 486 code for a protein of 105 amino acids.
ACUGUUCUAUCCUCACUCCCUCUAUAAAGCCCCGCACAAAGAACACUUCACCUCAUCACCGAGUUUUUUUUUAGCUCCUCCUCUCGCCUUACCUCUUCACCUCAAACUUUCUUUAUUUACCGUUUGAUCUCAACUUGUUCUUUGAUCACAUCUCUCUAAGCUCAGGAAAUGAAGAAAAUUGUGUUGAAAGUGGAGUUGCAUGAUGAGAAAGCCAAGAAAAAAGCCAUGAAGAAAGUCUCUGGUUUUUCAGGGGUGGAUUCAGUAUCCAUCGACAUGAAUGACAAGAAGAUGACAGUGAUAGGGGGCAUUGAUCCAGUAUACUUAGUGACCAAACUGAGAAAGCUGUGUCGCACUGAAAUAGAUACAGUAGGACCGGCAAAAGCGCCUGAGAAGAAAACAGAAACGAAGCCGAAGAAACGUCCAGAUCCUGUGGCUUCCCUGCCCCAUCAUCCUCAUAAGCUCCCAAGUCCUUGUAUCAUUUCUUAAUUUGAUGUUAAAAACAAAUAUAAUAUAUAGAUAUGAAAUAAGUGAAAAAAAACUAUAGCUCAUAAAAGGCCAAUUUGUUCAUGUAAUGCAUGGUGUUCUAAAAGAAAAUUAUUGCAAGAAAAGUACAAUAUUGUUACCUUAAAAACCUCAUCCUCCAAGGAAAUAUGAAAACUAAAGUGAUGGAUGGAUGCAACAUGGUGAACAUUGUGAUGACUAAUGUUGUUUUGGCAUAUCUUCUACGACCAAUCUCAAAUACUGUCCUGCAAUUCUACUGUUUUGUAUGAAAAGGCCAACCCCUUUUCCACUCCACUGACUUUCGGUUUUCUCCGCUAUUAGUGUUCUUCGCUUUUGUUAGUAAGAUAGUGGUAAAGCCCUUCUCCACCUAGACAGGAUGCCACCUAAUGUUUGCUUUGCAUACCACAACGCCAGACACACGUUA